Messenger RNA from Colossoma macropomum (tambaqui), 2542 nucleotides. RefSeq names its product G-protein coupled receptor 22. Bases 161 to 2023 code for a protein of 620 amino acids. Gene Ontology annotation, biological process: G protein-coupled receptor signaling pathway. NCBI's taxonomy places the organism in Eukaryota, Metazoa, Chordata, Actinopteri, Characiformes, Serrasalmidae. The transcript has 2 exons. Gene Ontology annotation, cellular component: membrane. The record is from RefSeq and is a predicted model, not a curated record. Gene Ontology annotation, molecular function: peptide binding; G protein-coupled receptor activity.
CUCACUCUCACACACACACACACCGCAGUGGAAUGUCGCGGGAAUCCCUGCGCGCGAGGCUGAGGCCUGUCAACCAGUAAAGCCACUUCAAGCUCCAAGAAGGUGCAUGAGUAGGCGGAGCAUGACAGAUGGGCGGGGUUGGCAAUGUGCUUGAUGGUGCAUGAUGGUUUCCAUGGAGACAGAUGGCAGCAUCACUGAGGGUCCUGGACUCCCACUCCUACAGGCAAGUGAUGGUGUGGGGGCGGGGCUGGCUGAACAGGAGGGGGCGUGGCUCGGCUUCCGGGCAACAGUGAGUGCCGUGCUGCUACUAGAGUUGCUGUUGGGAGUGGGCGGGAACCUGACAGUGCUGGUGUUAUACUGCGGUCACUGCAGCCUUCUGGAAUCUGUGAGCCAUGCCGUCACACUCAGUUUGCACACACUUGACCUUUUGCUCUGCCUCUUCUGCUUGCCCGUCACUGCCACACUCCUCCUUCUGGGCGGGGCCUCCAUCCCUCACCACACCCUGCUCUGCUGCCUCCAUGAAUCAGCGGCCACCUUCGCCAGCGUGGGAACGGCACUCAACCUGCUGCUCAUCAGCCUCGAUCGCUACGACAUCAGCGUCCGGCCAGCCAAUCGUCUGCUUACGCCACGAAGAGCAGCCUUUUUGCUGACUGGAGUGUGGGUGGUGUCUUUAACUGUGCCCCUCCUACCGUUUGUUGAGGCAGGGUUUGUGUCUGGUCUGUCGGCAGAAGUGGCUGUUCAUGCUAACAGCACAGUGUUGUGCUCAGAAUGGGCAGGCACUCUGCAAGCUCACCUCUUGCUGCAGGUGCCUGUGUUCCUGUGCUCUUUGGCCGUGAUGCUGUUUACAUACUCUCGCAUCCUGCAAGCCCUGCGCAUUCGCAUCGGACACCCACCCAGAUCUCAGCGGGAUGCCCGGCGGCCUGCCCAGCGACUCUGGCAACGAAGGAAAAGAUCAGUGAAGUCACCAGAUCACAGAACAAGGACUACACCCAUCUCCCCUCCUCCUCUCUCCACUGGUCCGCUAGUGGCCUCGGACACCAUUACCACAAUAACCAUCAACACGGAGACCAACACACCCUCGGUGAACACUCCGCUGAGUCCCACCCCCACUAUAUCCAUAGUGACCACACCCUUAAGUCCGACCCCUACUGUAGGCUUAUCUUUGGUAUCAACACCCUUGAGUCCUAGCCCUACACUACCCACCAUAACCACAACUCUAAACCCUAACCUAACUACAUCCUCCAUAACCACACCAUUUAACUCCAACACAGCUAUAUCCACCAUAGCCAUGCCGCUAAACUCAAACACAGCUAUAUUCACCAUAGCUACACCCCUUAACCCUAUCCCAGUUACAUCCACUACAGCCUCACCUCUUAACCCCAACCCAGCUGCAUUCACUAUAACCUCACCUUUAAACUCCAAUCCAACUAUAUCCAUCACUGCUACACCUCUAAGCCCUAGCUCAGCUAUUGCCACUAUAACCUCUCCUCUUACCCCUAACCCCUCAUCCACCAUAGUCACGUCUUUGAGCCCCACUCCUACUGUAUCUCAUGUAACCACACCAUUAAGUCCUGCUCGUGCGCAUAACCCUCCAAGUGUUGGUGUUGGUGCCUCAGUGUCAGCCAUCUUGGCUUUGCGCCGUGCUGUGAGACGUCACAGGGACCGGCGGGAGCGGCAGAAACGUGUCUUCCGCAUGUCCGUCAUCAUCAUCCUCUCUUUCCUACUGUGCUGGGCACCUCUCUCUGUUACACCCCUUCUUCUGCUAGCCAUUGGACCCUCUGAUUGGCUGGAGCGCCUGAGGCUAUGUUUCCUGGUGCUUGCCUAUUGGACAGUGGUGCUGCAUCCACUGCUGUACGCAUUCACACGGCAGAAACUGCGCAAAGUUCUGCACACACGUCUCCGCAGGCUACGCACAAACAACACACAUACGCUCAUUCGGACCAAUACCAGGAACCGGCGUAAGCACAGGGCAGAGUGCAGCGACGCCACUGACCGCUGUCUAACGGAGGCCACCAGGGAGUGAGAGUCCAUGUGAUUGUGUGUGUGGGAUAUGUAUGAGUGUAAGUAUAACAGAGGUACAGAACACACAGGAGCAAAAAGGAGAAAUCGUCUGAUUUUGCAUGUCAUUUAUUCAGUACACAGUUAAAUAAGAAGCGCACGUUCCAAAGCACACUGAGCUAAUCUCAGAGAAAACCACAGGGCACUGUCUAAUUAACCAUGAACACGUAGAUCAGAUUUACUGUUGUGGUGCUAGAAACUAAGCAAGUGUGUCAGCGAGUGAGUGUAUAAGAGAUUGUAGGCAAUAAUUUCAUAAACCAGGGUAUGCAUGAAAGACAUCAUGCAGAUUAAUUUUAAACUGACAUUAUACAAUGUGGUUUGAAGCAUUUAUUCACGUUAUAUAUACAUAAAUGGCAUAAAUCUUGUACUUACUGUGCCCUUCUUACUGAUAGAGUGCAAUAGAUUUACUGUGUUUAUUUAUGUACAUGAUCAGGGAUGUAAAUAAUAUUAUAAAUUAUGAUGAAUAUCUGUGGUUUGCAGCUGA